Messenger RNA from Salarias fasciatus (jewelled blenny), 2298 nucleotides. RefSeq names its product family with sequence similarity 117 member Ba (gene fam117ba). The transcript is spliced from 8 exons. The record is from RefSeq and is a predicted model, not a curated record. Bases 1 to 1737 code for a protein of 578 amino acids. NCBI's taxonomy places the organism in Eukaryota, Metazoa, Chordata, Actinopteri, Blenniiformes, Blenniidae.
AUGAACGCUGCUUUCGCUCGGAUCCGCGGGUGUUUUAUUUUGAAAGAAUCAAGCGGAAGCGGCCGUCGCCAUGUCCUCCGCCUUCACUCUGGUCCUCCGUCGUGUCAGCCGAGGCUAACCCAGCAUCACCGCCUUGCUCUGUCUCUCCCUCCUGGAUUUUUUUAUUUCCCUCUAUUUAUUUCAUAUCCCCGCCAUUUUUCGUCUUCGACAGAUGCUCGGCGCGUCCGUCUCGGUCUUUUCUCUCCUUUUCUCCGAUCGCACAUCGCCUCGGUAGCCGCGCGGGGCUGUCGUGUCGCAUCAACCGGGAAGAGAAAAACAUCCAUCCACGACGACGAGGAGGAGGAGGAGGAGGAGGAGGUUCGAGCGCAGCGACGCCCAUUCCUACACCUUCUCUAUCACUACUGUAAAUCCUCCGUGGCGAUUUUUUUCCUCUCCAUCUUUUUCGAUGCCAGCCUGUUUGUAUCUGAGAGGGCUUUCCUCACCCGCAGCCUGCAGCCCGACCGGUCUCCGCUGCGUCCGCCUUUUUCUUCUUCAGCUGCUGGGGAUCUCGGUGCUGCUGCCGCCGUGCAUGCAGCGCGCAUAGACCUCCUCCCGCAGACCGCACCCGUGGCCUUAAACUCACAGCCCUCACUGCGGUGGCCGCCCCCGCCCCCGCUUCCGCCCGCCCCCGGGCCCCCCUCUCUCCGAGCGCUCUGCGUCCUCAUUCUCCUCUCGGGCUCCCGCCAUCGCGUCCAGCUGUGGCCCCUACAGGGCGCGGUCGCUGGCGCUCACCUGACAGGUCCCUGGCCUCAGGACGACAGCCAGCAACAACACGUUCCCUACAUGAGGGACAAAGCCACGCAGACGCCCAGGGCCUGGGCAGAUGAGAGGAGGAGGGGCUCUCACAAACGCUCGGCCUCCUGCGGGAGCACCGACCAGCUCAAGGAGAUCGCCAAAUUGCGUCAGCAGCUCCAGCGCAGCAAACGCAGCAGCCGCCAUCGGAGGGACAAGGAUCGCAAGUCCCCCUUCAAUGGCAGCCACACCAUCAUCCAGUCGCAGUCGCCGAUGCCCAAGACCAUUCUGAUCCCCAUCCCGAUAUCCAAGUCCUCGGCCCCUCGCUUCCGCAACAGCGUGGAGGGCCUCAAUCAGGAGAUCGAGCGCAUCAUCAUCCGAGACACCCCCGAGAAGGAGGAGGUCAUUGUCCCACAGGAUGUCCCGGACGGGCACCGCGCCCCCCCGCCCGUGCCCCCGCAGCGCAGCAGCAGCACCCGCAGCAUCGACACGCAGACGCCCUCGGGGGGCGGGCUGAGCGGUAACCAUAGCAACUGCAGCAGCCGCCCCGACUCCAUCUCGCCCUCCUACCUCACCGUCCUCAACGACACGGGCGGAGGCAGUCCGUACGAGGACAAAGAGCUGGGCCCCUGCUCUCCGCUGCCCAAGUACGCCGCCUCUCCCCGACCCAACAACAGCUACAUGUUCAAGAGGGAACCUCCAGAGGGCUGCGAGAAGGUCAAAGUGUUCGAGGAGUCCAUGCCCAAGCCCCUGCAGGAGAUCCCCCCCUUCCUGUGUCCUGACCGCAACAAGGUCAACUUCAUCCCCAACAGCGGCUCCGCCUUCUGCCUGGUCAGCAUCCUCAAGCCCCUGCUGCCCGCCCCGGACCUCAGCUUCCGCCCCGGGGUGGGCCUCCGGAGCCUGUCCCCGUCCCUGGUGCCUCUGUCCACCCAGCCCUGCCUCCUGGAGGAGCCGGAGAGCUUCUGACAGCCUUGAGUGAAAGUCCACAGCGCCCCCACCCCACCCCACCCCCCACCGUCUGACAGAAUCACAAAACAUUUUGAUGAAACAAAAUCUGCUCCAAAAAGAAGGAAGUUAAAAAAAAAAAAGAAGUAAGAAAUGCCUUCAGCAUGCCAGCUCAGCUCUCUCUGAUGUCUUUAUCUUGUUGAAAAAGCGCUUCCCACUGCCUCUCCUCCUCAGACGACUGCAGCGUGAACAUUUCAUCGCUUUCCUUCAGUGCUGGUUUUUUUUUUUUUUGAGAGGUCAAGGGUCAAGGACAGACUUUUUUUGUUUUGUUUUGUUUUUUCAUCGUAUGAUACCAUGGCGCCUUUCCACGGACAUAUCUCUUUUUUCUAACUUAUACUUGUUUCUCUUGAUAUAUAGAAUAUGCCUUCCAUUGUUUAAGAAAAAAAAAAAAAAAGCAAAAACAAAAUAAGGGCGGCUGGUUUCCAUAGCGACCGCCAGAUUGACCACGGAGGCGAACUCUUGGUGCUGCCAGAUUUAUCGUAGCAAAACUUGAAGAAAGCUUGAUGAGAAGGAAAAGUUAAA